AGAGAUUCCUAACCCUCCAUUGGUGACCGGGACAGGACGGCCGAAAGCCGUAAACUAGUCCAGGUUCAUACUACAAGGCACUGUUUAACAGGGGAAAUCCCCACCGCUUCUCUGCUUUGCUCGCACUUGCACACACGCCGCGGCAGGCUUAAACCCCGGCGAUUCCCCACUCAAUUUCCCGGGAGCCCUUCCGCCGGAUCCGACCGUCCGCACACGCCAGUCAGGCAGCCAUGGCCGCCGCCGCCACGGCGGAGGAGGGGGGGUUCCGCCCGCUCGACGAGGCCUCCCUGGUGGCCUACAUCCGGGCCACCCCGGCCCUCGCCGCCAGUCUCGGCGGCCGCGUCGACGCGCUCACCGUCAAGGAGGUCGGCGACGGCAACCUCAACUUCGUCUACAUCGUCCUCUCCGACGCCGGAUCCGUCGUCGUCAAGCAGGCGCUGCCGUACAUCCGCUGCGUGGGGGACUCGUGGCCGAUGACGAGGGAGCGGGCCUACUUCGAGGCCUCGACGCUGCAGGAGCACGGCCGCCUCUGCCCGGACCACGUCCCGGAGGUCUACCACUUCGACAGGGCCAUGUCGCUCAUCGGGAUGCGCUACAUCAAGCCGCCACACAUCAUCCUCCGCAAGGGGCUCGUCGCCGGCGUCCAGUACCCGCUUCUCGCCGAGCACAUGGCGGAGUACAUGGCCAGGACUCUCUUCUUCACCUCCCUCCUCUACAACUCCACCACGGAUCACAAGGCGAAAGUUGCUCAGUACUGUGGGAACAUCGAGAUGUGCAGGCUCACGGAGCAAGUCGUGUUCUCCGACCCGUACAUGGUCGCCAAAUACAAUCGCUGGACCUCGCCUUUUCUCGAUGAAGAUGCCGAAGCUGUUCGAGGGGAUGACGAGCUGAAGUUGGAAAUUGCUGAAUUGAAGUCAAUAUUUAUCGAGAGAGCACAGGCUCUGAUUCAUGGAGAUCUCCAUACUAGUUCCAUCAUGCUGACCACAGAUUCCACUCAAGUGAUUGAUCCGGAGUUUGGUUUCUAUGGGCCAAUGGGUUACGACGUUGGGGCCUUCUUGGGGAACCUGAUUCUGGCAUACUUUGCGCAGGAUGGGCAUGCUGAUCAAACAAAUGACCGUAAAGCUUACAAGGAAUGGAUAUUGAAGACCAUCGAAGAGUCAUGGAAUUUGUUCCAUAAGAAGUUUGUCGGACUGUGGAAUAAACACAAAGAUGGGAAUGGGGAGGCAUACCUGCCUGCCAUAUACAACAACCCGGAGCUUUUGAGCCUUGCACAGAAGAAGUACAUGACAGAUCUAUUUCAUGACAGUCUUGGGUUUGGUUCAGCCAAAAUGAUCAGGAGAAUAGUUGGGAUCGCUCACGUCGAGGAUUUCGAGUCAAUUGAGGAUGCCAGCAUGAGAGCAACAUGUGAGCGCCGUGCGCUUGAUUGCGCGAAGGCAAUCCUGAAAGGAAGACGCCAAUUCGAGGGCAUCGAGCAAGUGAUUGCGCAUGUCCAGUCAAUCACCCAUGACUGAGAAGACCAGCCAUCUGUUUGGUGUUUCCGGUUGAGGACACUCUUUUGUCAGUUAUCACGGUUAGCAACACCUUUGCCCAGCUAUCGGCGAACUGAAGCAGCAUUGGGCGGCUAUUUAUCUUUUCUGUACCGGGAUGGUGAGGAAACCUCCUUCAGAUCGAUAGCCCUCGAGACCAGCCUGCGUGUAAUUCUAGUGUGGAACCUUCCAGCAUAGGUGCUAGCUGAAUAAUGGCGAUGUAUGACAUAUAUCAUACGUUUAUACAUCCAUACAUGCAGUUGUGGGCUGCAACCAAUAAAACCCUGUUUGGAUUAGGUUUUCGCCAAGCAGUUUGUCUGUAUAACACCCUGUUGGUUUCUCGUGUGGAUUGCAUUUCCUUUCGGGGGGGAGCUUUGAGCAUAUUAAGCAGAUGAGAUUCCCGUGUGGUUCUGUAA
This is a messenger RNA of Brachypodium distachyon (stiff brome), 1942 nucleotides long. Its product is annotated as methylthioribose kinase 2. NCBI's taxonomy places the organism in Eukaryota, Viridiplantae, Streptophyta, Magnoliopsida, Poales, Poaceae. The transcript is spliced from 6 exons. The coding region runs from base 231 to 1511 and encodes 426 amino acids. Gene Ontology annotation, molecular function: S-methyl-5-thioribose kinase activity. The record is from RefSeq and is a predicted model, not a curated record.